Messenger RNA from Aspergillus bombycis, 1320 nucleotides. RefSeq names its product putative MFS monocarboxylate transporter. The record is from RefSeq and is a predicted model, not a curated record. Gene Ontology annotation, molecular function: transmembrane transporter activity. The transcript is spliced from 5 exons. Bases 1 to 1320 code for a protein of 439 amino acids. Gene Ontology annotation, cellular component: fungal-type vacuole membrane. NCBI's taxonomy places the organism in Eukaryota, Fungi, Ascomycota, Eurotiomycetes, Eurotiales, Aspergillaceae. Gene Ontology annotation, biological process: transmembrane transport.
AUGGGCCAAAUUCAAACUCCUACGGCUUCCAGCGGCUCUGAACACACAUUCCGAGCAUGGCUGACGGUAAUAGGCGCCUUCUUCACUUUCUUUUGCAGUGUUGGAUUUAUCAAUGCCUUUGGUGUUUUCCAGGACUACUAUGAAUCACAUCAACUGAGUAGCCACUCUAGCUUCGACAUCUCAUGGAUCGGUUCCUUCUCUACUUUUGCGCUCUUUUCUGGUGCUCCUAUCGCUGGUGUUUUGGUUGAUCGUGUUGGACCGACAGUACUUCUCAUAUUCGGCGGCCUGGCAAUGCUUGUGGCCGUCUUCAUGACUUCACUUUGUCAGCAGUAUUAUCAAUUCUUUCUUGCGCAGGCCGUGCUUCUGGGCACCAGUAUGUCUUGUCUCUUCUGUCCGGCGAUCGCGACGGUCUCUCGGUAUUUUCACAAGAACAAAGGGCUAGCCAUGGGGGUGACAGUAGGAGGAUCGUCCGCCGGGGGUGUGGUCUGGCCGAUUGUGCUGAAUGAGCUCCUUAAUAAGGAUGGUGUGACCUUUGGCUGGACGAUUCGCAUCGUCGGGUUUAUUAUGCUCCCACUCCUCGUUCUCGCGGUCUUGACCGUCACCCCACCAGCGAAGAAAGCCGAUGAUGAUCACCAUCAUCAUAUGUUGACUGACGAAGAGGAAAGGAAUAAAAGACACGAGGUAGAUGGAACUCACGAGGUCCUACAAGAGGAAGCCAAUGCACACAAACAGGGUCUCGUUUCGCUUCUUAAAAACACCACCUUCAUGGUGCUCUGCUCGGGGCUUUCCAUUUCCUACCUGGGUAUGUUCAGUCCAUUCUUCUAUGCAACCUCCUACGCGCAGAGCCUGGGCCAUUCCACCAGUUUCGCGUUUUACUUAGUUUCUAUUGUCAAUGCGGCAUCCCUCUUUGGCAGAAUUCUCCCGGGGAUUUUGGCAGAUCGCUAUGGGCAUUUCAAUCUCUGUGGUACAGCAGCUCUGCUAUCUGGAGCCACUGCGCUUUGCUGGACCGCAGCAAAGAGCUCCGGGGGGCUUGUUGUAUGGUGUCUAGCAUAUGGACUUACGUCCGGUGCUAUUAUGAGUCUGCAAUCCGCUUGUGCAGCUCACCUGGCACCACACGAGCUCCAUGGUACAGCAGUAGGACUUCUCAUGGGAUCAGUUGCUUUGACAGCUUUGUUUGGUACCCCCAUUAGUGGCCAGCUGGUCGAAUCUUACGGAUAUCUUGCCUUGUCAAUGUAUGCCGGGGCAUCCCUUGUUGUGGGCGGCAUUCUCAUCUUUGUGGCACGGUUCAAGAUGGAGAGGAGAGUAUUUGCACGGCAAUGA